CCUGUACCCAAAGGAUGGAACCAGUGCUAGGCGUAAAAAUUGGCUGCCUAUUUGCCCUGCUGGUUCUCACGCUGGUCUGUGGCCUUAUUCCCAUCUGCUUCAAAUGGUUCCAGAUUGAGACAUUCAGAGGUCGUCACCGCCAAAUCCUCAGCCUCCUGGGCUGCGUUUCUGCCGGUAUUUUCCUGGGAGCAGGAUUCAUGCACAUGACUGCUGAAGCCCUGGAGGGAAUUGAGUCGGAGAUCCAGAAGGUCAUGAUGCAGAACAGGACAGAGAGUGGAGGAAAUUCUUCUGGAGAUGCUAAUUCAGCUUCUACAGACUAUCCCUAUGGAGAGCUCAUCAUCUCCCUGGGCUUCUUCCUCGUCUUCUUUUUGGAGUCGCUGGCAUUGCAGUGCUGUCCUGGAGCCCACGGAGGAUCAAAAGUGCAGGAGGAGGAAGUGGGUGGGGCUCAUGUCCUUGGACUCCACAGCCAUGGAUCUCUACCCUCACCCUCACAGAGUCCCUUUCGAGCCCUCAUCCUUUUGCUCUCUCUCUCCUUCCACUCGGUGUUUGAGGGUCUGGCUGUGGGGCUGCAGACAACAGUAGUAGCCACCGUGCAGCUCUGUCUUGCUGUCCUGGCUCACAAGGGGCUCAUAGUGUUUGGUGUAGGGCUGCGGCUGGUGCAGGUAGGCACUGGGUCACGAUGGGCCGUGUUCUGCAUACUGUCAUUUGCUCUCAUGUCCCCCCUGGGUGUAGCCAUAGGGCUGGCUGUGGCUGGAGGGGACUCAGAAGGAGGGCACGGCUUAGCCCAGGCUGUGUUAGAGGGUGUUGCAGCUGGUACCUUCCUGUAUGUCACCUUCCUAGAAAUUCUGCCCAGGGAGCUAGCUGGUCCUGAGGCCCCUCUGGUCAAGUGGGGCUGUGUAGCCGCUGGUUUUGCCUUCAUGGCCUUAAUUGCCUUGUGGGCCUGACAGAUUCCUGACUUUUUGAUGGACCCAGGAGACACCUCCCGAAAGGCUUUGGUCCUCAGACAUUUCUCCACUGAGACUAAGUGGCAUUCACUGGGCAUCGUCCCCAUGAACUGGAUCCCAGCCUCUCCUACGUAAGAUCCCAUUGCUCAUCCAGGACUGAGAAAGGGGCGUUUAUUUUAGGUUGGGUGCCUGUACUUUGGAGAAUUGAUAUAAAGACCAUCACUGCAGAUUUGACUCUUGUUCCAUUUUUGCUACUGUCUGUAAUAAAUGUCCAUUUUCCCCUCC
Molecule: messenger RNA, 1229 nt
Organism: Myotis davidii
Lineage: Eukaryota; Metazoa; Chordata; Mammalia; Chiroptera; Vespertilionidae
Gene: SLC39A2
Product: solute carrier family 39 (zinc transporter), member 2
Exons: 4
Coding region: 15-944 (309 amino acids)
Biological process (GO): zinc ion transmembrane transport
Cellular component (GO): plasma membrane
Molecular function (GO): zinc ion transmembrane transporter activity
Source: RefSeq, a predicted model, not a curated record